AUGAAAGUGUAUACAAUAGCAAGAUUAAAACUAGAAGAAACAAAAAUAAUAAUUGAUAAAAAUUAGUUAAGAAUUCUAGACAAAUCAUAUGAAUUUGAUGCAAUUUUAGAUUAAUCAACUAAAUAAGAUGAACUAUAUUUGGGAUUAAAUGUUGGUCAAUUACUUGAUUAAUUUAAAAAUGGAAUUAGUUAAGUGAUUUUUUGUUUUGGUUAAACAGGUUCAGGGAAAACUUAUACAGUUAAUUUGUUAAUACCGAUGAUUUUGCUAAAAAUCAUUGAGAGCAAAUUUGAAGUUUCUUUUUCUGUUCUUUAAAUUUACAAUGAAAAAAAUUGGACAUGCUUUAUAAAUAACAAUUAAAACUAAGAUAUAAGAAUAAUGAAUUUGUACCAGAAAAUCUUACAAAAUUUAUAUGUCAUUCUUAAGAAGAAUUAAUAAAAUUAUAUAAUAAAGCAAAUAAAAAUCGAAUAAUUAAUUCACAUUCUUUAAAUGAUUUUUCAUGUAAAUAUAUACAUUUCAUGGUUAAAGUUCAGAUUUAUAAUGUGAAUUUAAUAUUGUAGAUUUAGCAGGUUCUGAAAGAUUAUAUCAAACAAAAGUUUAAUAAAUAUAAGAGAGUGUCGAAAUAAAUAAAUCUCUUUUUUAUUUAAGAUAGGUUGUUUAAAAUUUAGCAGAUAAAGUUCAAUAAAUACCAUAUAGGCAGUCAAAAUUAACAAGUAUUUUAAAAAAAAGUUUGAAUGGAAAAUCAAAUAUUGUUAUGGUAAUCUGUUUAAAUCCUUCUGAUGAAAAUAUAUAGUAAUGUUAAUAAUCUGCAUAAUAUGGAGUAAAAGCUAAACAAAUUAUUUUAUAACCAGAAUAAUAAUAAGAUGAUUUAUAAAGGUAAGUUAGAGAAUUAAAAGAAUAAAUAAUAAUAAUGUUAUAUCAAUAGAAUUUAAUAUAAAAAGUAUAUAAUAAAAUGGAGAGNUUGAUAUAAUUUUUAAAAAUGAUUAAGUAUUAGUUCCAUAAAUAUUUAAAAGGAGAAUACUAGAUGGAAAAAUAAAAGAAGAAAUAUCAUUAUGCUAAUAUUUUUAUAAAAUUAAAAUGAAAGUGUAUACAAUAGCAAGAUUAAAACUAGAAGAAACAAAAAUAAUAAUUGAUAAAAAUUAGUUAAGAAUUCUAGACAAAUCAUAUGAAUUUGAUGCAAUUUUAGAUUAAUCAACUAAAUAAGAUGAACUAUAUUUGGGAUUAAAUGUUGGUCAAUUACUUGAUUAAUUUAAAAAUGGAAUUAGUUAAGUGAUUUUUUGUUUUGGUUAAACAGGUUCAGGGAAAACUUAUACAGUUAAUUUGUUAAUACCGAUGAUUUUGCUAAAAAUCAUUGAGAGCAAAUUUGAAGUUUCUUUUUCUGUUCUUUAAAUUUACAAUGAAAAAAAUUGGACAUGCUUUAUAAAUAACAAUUAAAACUAAGAUAUAAGAAUAAUGAAUUUGUACCAGAAAAUCUUACAAAAUUUAUAUGUCAUUCUUAAGAAGAAUUAAUAAAAUUAUAUAAUAAAGCAAAUAAAAAUCGAAUAAUUAAUUCACAUUCUUUAAAUGAUUUUUCAUGUAAAUAUAUACAUUUCAUGGUUAAAGUUCAGAUUUAUAAUGUGAAUUUAAUAUUGUAGAUUUAGCAGGUUCUGAAAGAUUAUAUCAAACAAAAGUUUAAUAAAUAUAAGAGAGUGUCGAAAUAAAUAAAUCUCUUUUUUAUUUAAGAUAGGUUGUUUAAAAUUUAGCAGAUAAAGUUCAAUAAAUACCAUAUAGGCAGUCAAAAUUAACAAGUAUUUUAAAAAAAAGUUUGAAUGGAAAAUCAAAUAUUGUUAUGGUAAUCUGUUUAAAUCCUUCUGAUGAAAAUAUAUAGUAAUGUUAAUAAUCUGCAUAAUAUGGAGUAAAAGCUAAACAAAUUAUUUUAUAACCAGAAUAAUAAUAAGAUGAUUUAUAAAGGUAAGUUAGAGAAUUAAAAGAAUAAAUAAUAAUAAUGUUAUAUCAAUAGAAUUUAAUAUAAAAAGUAUAUAAUAAAAUGGAGAGAAAUAUCAAAUGUAAAAUGAAAUUUAAGACUUAAGAGAUAAGAUAAAUAUAUUUUUGA
This is a messenger RNA of Paramecium sonneborni, 2089 nucleotides long. NCBI's taxonomy places the organism in Eukaryota, Ciliophora, Oligohymenophorea, Peniculida, Parameciidae. The record is from the annotation of a GenBank genome assembly.